CAAGCUUAUAUAUGAUUUGUUUUCUCCAGAGAUGGCUGAAGAACAGAAUUGAGCCCCAUCUGUCACCGAGCCAGUAAUGAAGAUGCAAAAGAGGGAACAGUAGUGGGCACUGGCGAAGAAACAAGAGAUUGAUGUUAUCAUGAAGAAAAAUGCCUCGUAGCGGAAGAUUAUUUUCAAGAGACCUAAGCGUCUUACUGAGUUUUCAAUAACAACAAUGAAUCAUUACAUUAUAUUCUACUCAAGAAUGACAUCUGGUCAUCUCCACCACCUCCACCGCAGCUGAAUGAUGGCAGGUUAUUCAUGCACUUUUUCAUGACAACAAGCAUACUCGGGCAAUGCAACUCGAGCACCAGUUCCGAACCACCGUCAAGGGUACGAUGACUAUGGCCAUGUACUGUCAAACCCUGCGGAACAUUUCCGAUUGGUUGGAUGAUGUCGAUGCCCCGGUCUCUGAGUCUCAACUCGUGCUCCAAAUGCUUCGGGGGCUACCCGAAGAUCUCCAGGCGCAGACGUCAUUCCUACAAUUCCAACAAUCGCUGCCCAACUUUCUUCAGACCCGAUCAGCCCUCCUGCUCCUAGAUCGGCAACGGCAAAGCAUCGCGGACGACGCCGGGACAACCCUCCUGGCCGGCAGAACCGGCGGCCCUCCCUACGGCACAGGCAGCGGCGGCUUCGGGCGUGGCAGUGGAGCGCCUGGCAGCGGGCACAGCGGCGGCAGUGGUGGCCGCGGACCGCAGGGGCGCAACUACGGUCGUGGUGGAGGCGGCCGUGGACGUGGACGAGGAAGAAACUCUGGCUCGCAACGGCACCCGCAGGACGGCUACCUACCUUAGAACAACUCACCGCAACCCAACCCUGGCUCGGGUCUCCUCGGCCCGCGCCCACCCAACCCUACCCAUCCAAAUGCCCAUGCCUACUACACCUACAACCCUAACCCUAACCCCCCACUCCACCCCUACGGCCAAACAACCUACCCAGCCCCACACCCUCCCCACCAACCCUCCCCUCUCCCUUAAUAACGUCCUUCUCUCCCUGCAUAUCAUCCAUAACCUUAUUUCUGUUCGCCAGUUUUACGCAUGAUAAUAACUGCUCCAUUGAAUU
Messenger RNA from Cuscuta campestris, 1101 nucleotides. NCBI's taxonomy places the organism in Eukaryota, Viridiplantae, Streptophyta, Magnoliopsida, Solanales, Convolvulaceae. The record is from the annotation of a GenBank genome assembly.